Molecule: messenger RNA, 571 nt
Organism: Ilex paraguariensis (yerba mate)
Lineage: Eukaryota; Viridiplantae; Streptophyta; Magnoliopsida; Aquifoliales; Aquifoliaceae
Source: the annotation of a GenBank genome assembly
AUGGCUCAAACUGUUGUUGAAUUUCUGUUGGAGGACCUGAAGCAGCUACUCGACCAUAGCUCUAAUAGCGUUCUUGCUGAAAAGGAUGCAAUCGAAACCCUUUAUGAAGAGCUCGAGUUCAUAAGGAGUUUCCUCUGUGAUUUGCAGAGUUGCAAUCAGCAUGAGGUAUUGGCAAAUUUAGUGGCAAGAAUUAAAGAUACAGCUUGCGAUGCAUUAAAUUACCUGGAUUAUUUUGCUCUCAGUGUCAUCAAUGGGGAGUAUAAAACCAUUUCUGGGCAAACUAAUGGUGUUUUUGACCAUUUCCCAAAGCUUAGAAAUUUCAGAGAAGAGAUCAAGUCUAUCAAGAAAGAGGUGAUGGUGAUUUAUAUGAAGAAGUUGUAUGGGGUUGGAGUCUCGCAACUAGGAGUAAUCUCCACCACUGAAAGUUUUUAUAGAGGGAGUACAACCAAUACAGUAGCGGAAGAUGAAAUUGUGGUGGGCUUUGACAAUGAGAUAACGGCGAUGUUGGAGAGACUUGCCGGAGAUCAGAAGCAACUGGAAGUUAUCUCGAUUGUGGGGAUGGCCGGAAUCG